Suillus subaureus is the source of this 1578-nucleotide messenger RNA. RefSeq lists its product as uncharacterized. The record is from RefSeq and is a predicted model, not a curated record. The coding region runs from base 1 to 1578 and encodes 525 amino acids. Lineage: Eukaryota; Fungi; Basidiomycota; Agaricomycetes; Boletales; Suillaceae. The transcript has 2 exons.
AUGACGUGGAGCGUCCCAUACUGGACGGUGCCGUCGUCCUCAACUGCCAGACCCGUCCUCACUACCCAGACCGACAGUCGAAAUGCCGCCCAAACGGAGUACCGCACUGAAUGGGAGGAAGUAUCCCCAGUGUUACUCGACUGCGACGUAGACGUUGUCAGCCUUGACGGCAGCAGGACGCAUGAGGAGAUGCAAGUACUGCACCUGUCGAAGCUCCUCGACGAGGCGAAGCAAGAGAACCACCGUUUUGAGGAGCAGGUGCAGUCCUUGCUCAACCAAUCCAUGACUGAGACAAGCAGCCUUCAGUCCAAGAUCGCGGAGCUGCGGCAGCGAAAUAAGGAGGCUCUCGCUGAGUGCGAACGAAUGAAGAAGGAGAAAGAAGAUGUUGUUGCUGCGCUCACGAAGAAGAACGAUGUCAUCAAGGCAACGCUGCAGCAGCAAAACCAGGAAAUGCGGCAAGCGCUCGAGGACCUGAAUCGCUCCAGCGCUCAUGCUCAAGCCGAGCUGCUGGAUGCAAGGAGCAGCAUGCUGGUGUGCCGUCAGCAGCUCACGCAAAGCUCCGCCCAACUCGAGUCCUUACAGAAAGAGCAAACUGCAAGGAUGGGUCUGACAGACCGAGUUGCUGUGCUGGAGGCUGAGCUGAAGGCCAAGGAUGCAGAGCUCGCUGAGAUGAAGAAGCUCAGCUCGCAGGCCAAGAGCGCAAACGUCGCCAUUGCCCGCGAUGACUCGACAACCCUUGUGCAGGAAUUCAACAACGUUCGGGCGCUGCUGGCAAACUGUAUCCCAGAGCGCCCUGCGAGUAUGUUUAGCGCUAUGAUGUCCUCAAGCAACGAGGUCGUCAGCGCUCUCCGGAAGCUGAACUCCGAUAUUCAUCAAGAUGCCACAAUUAUGGCUGAGUCUAUGGCCGAAUCUUUCGGGUUUGAGAACGGAAGAGUGAACGGGAAUGAGGAGACGGCGCUAUUCCAGCAAGUGGGCACGACCAUUGGCGCAGGUCUUGCCCACUUCCUGGGCACCAAGAGUCAUAGCGAGGAUCCUAUCCUCAUCCAGAUCGCUUUCCAGACAUAUAUCGCUCGGUACCUCUGUUGGCUCUCGACUGCAUGGAUUGCUAGCGGAGGCAAGGAAAGGCUUGGUACGGCUGACCAGAGCAACACUACCCAGACGGUCACCACAGCAUGGAGUGCACUAUCGCAUACUCUCUCCAAGCAUCUUCAGUUCGAUGAUGUCCAGCUUUGUUCUGCAGCCACAUCCAAAAUCGUAGCCGGUCUCGCUGAUAUUUUGCUUGUUGCGGGCUGUGAUGGCACUCGGCCGCAGCUUUGUGAUGCCCUGAAGCAAAAGUUCAGCGAGAAGAUUUCGCUGCUUGCGAAGUCUGGCAUGCGCAUCAAUAGGCUUAUGAUCAAUAGCAUCGACCGGGGCCUUGAUGUCGUGGUAAUCAAACCAGCCACAGUGUUCGAUUCCGCGUGCAUGGACGAUGGGUACGAUGACGGCGAACAUGACAAGAAUGCUGCGAACAACCGUGUCCUGUGCCCCACUGAUAUCGGGUUGUGGCAGCGUUCCAAGGGACCCAAUGCCGGCCAGUGA